GCGUAACGCGUAUGCUAUAAUAUGGGUUUCAACGCGCCUGCGAAUAAUAGCAGAAUAAUAUAAUACCGUAUACGUUUUCACAGACAAUAAUAAUGAGUUAACUUAUAUAGUAUUAUGUGACAAUCGAUAUAGUAAUAUUAUUAUAAUUUUAGCACCGUUCGCGGCGUUAUACUUUUACGAAAACCGUCUCGAGAUUACAAUAUUUAAGUUUAAAAGCGCCGCUGAUGUUUCGCCGACGACUGCGACCGGACAACGUCGUCGUUUACUGCAUCAUAAUGAUAUUAUUUUAUAAACGUUAUAGUCGUCUCGUUAUCGGUCAUACGUUUUCAAAAUUCUCAGCAACAGCAACAAGAACAUAGACUCGAUUUGUCUCUUCGCCACUCGCCAACCAAAUGUCACGUGACCCAAGUGUUUAUAAAUACAGAAAACAAUAAAUAAAUAUAUCGCCGAAAUGUCUGCGUCGUAUUUGUGGGUGGUUUGCACCCUGUUGGCCAGCGUCCUCUGGGAGGCUCACGGUGCGAGCAGCCCGACCAAAACGUACACGGGAUACAAGCUGAAGCCAACGUCUCUGCGCAUGAUUUAUUACCAUGACCAGACCAUAGCCAUCGUGGAGAUUGGCGAAGGCAAAGCGCUCCUCAACUGCGAGCUCGUCGAAAUCUACAACGACGACGAAGGCAAAGAAAUGUUGAAAAAUUUGACGAGAAUCAACAAGCCGCUGCGGAUCACCCUAGAGCAAAUGAUGAAACUGAUUGGCCAAUGCGAUCUGUUGGACCCUCACCAAGUGAAUCCGGAAGAGGUGAGGCUGCACACGCGUGGGGUCGACGGUGGAAAGGAAAUGAACUCGAAUGGCGUCCAAACGACUACGUCCAGUUCGCUGUACUCGGGAAUACUACCAGGUACCAAAUGGUGUGGCAGUGGAGAUCUAGCUUCAACGUAUUUUGAUUUGGGAUCAGAGGUCAAACUGGACAUGUGUUGUAGAACCCACGAUCUGUGCCCAUCAAAGGUCAGAUCGUAUGCUACUAGAUACAACAUCACCAACGAUUCCAUGUACACAAAAUCUCAUUGUAUUUGUGACAAAACAUUUUACAAUUGUCUGAAAAAGGCAAAUCAUUCGACCGGAGAUCUCAUGGGAACAUUAUACUUCAAUAUACUUCGUGUGCCAUGUGUGGAUGAAAGGAAUGGAAAAACAGUGUUUAAAUUACCACCAUCAUAUUAAAUUAUAUUUUAAUGUUUGUAUAAUAAUUAAGGUACUUUAUGUUGUGUAUUAGUUUAUUUAUAUUUAUUUUAAUAUUUAUACAUGAGUAGAAACUGAUAAACAAAAUCAAAUUAUACAAUGUACAUUACAUCAUCGAAAUAAAUGUUGACAAUAGUAUAUUGUCAAAGUAUUAAUUGUUAUA
This is a messenger RNA of Acyrthosiphon pisum (pea aphid), 1397 nucleotides long. RefSeq names its product phospholipase A2-like. Gene Ontology annotation, biological process: phospholipid metabolic process; arachidonate secretion. Gene Ontology annotation, molecular function: A2-type glycerophospholipase activity. NCBI's taxonomy places the organism in Eukaryota, Metazoa, Arthropoda, Insecta, Hemiptera, Aphididae. The coding region runs from base 452 to 1216 and encodes 254 amino acids. The record is from RefSeq and is a predicted model, not a curated record. The transcript has 5 exons.